Macadamia integrifolia is the source of this 842-nucleotide messenger RNA. RefSeq names its product probable aquaporin TIP5-1. Gene Ontology annotation, molecular function: water channel activity. Lineage: Eukaryota; Viridiplantae; Streptophyta; Magnoliopsida; Proteales; Proteaceae. Gene Ontology annotation, cellular component: membrane. Gene Ontology annotation, biological process: water transport; transmembrane transport. The transcript has 3 exons. Bases 27 to 842 code for a protein of 271 amino acids. The record is from RefSeq and is a predicted model, not a curated record.
ACGCCUCCACGGAGUUGCAGUUACAGAUGAAUAGAAUCACUAAUACCUUGAAAGACAUCUCAUCCACAAUCUCUCCUAACAUGUCUUCCUCCUCACUAGGCUCUCGCUUCGAGCAAUCCAUAACAAUGGCCGCUCUCCGGUCAUAUCUCGCAGAGUUCAUCUCCACUUUCCUCUUCGUUUUUGCCGCUGUGGGAUCCACCAUGUCUACCCGUAGGCUAACUCCGGAUACAACAUCAAACCCAUCCAGUCUUGUAGCCGUAGCAGUAGCAAAUGCAUUUGCCUUAUCGACGGCGGUUUAUAUCUCUGCCAAUAUUUCCGGUGGCCACGUAAACCCGGCUGUCACCUUCGGAAUGGCCAUUGGCGGCCACAUCAGCAUCCCCACGGCCAUGUUCUAUUGGGUGGCACAGUUGUUGGGCUCCGUCAUGGCUUGCGUACUCUUAAGAGUGACCACUGUCUCACAAGCGGUACCUACACAUGGAAUUGGAGAGGAGAUGACGGGUUUCGGGGCGGCGGUUUUGGAGAGUGUCAUGACAUUCACUUUGGUGUACACAUUUUAUGCGUCCGGUGACCAAAGAAGAGGGUUCUUUGGGGUCAUUGGCCCGGUUGCUAUCGGGCUUAUAGUCGGAGCCAAUAUCCUUGCAGCCGGUCCCUUUUCGGGUGGGUCGAUGAACCCGGCAUGCUCAUUUGGAUCUGCUCUCGUAAGUGGGCAUUUUAAGAACCAAGCGGUUUAUUGGGUUGGACCAAUGAUUGGUGCUGCAGUUGCUGGUCUUCUUUAUGAGAAUGUAAUAUUCCCUCCUCAACCUACUGAUUCAUCACGGGGUUUGGUUAUGGAGGGAAUAUGA